AUUGGAGAACACGAAAUUCUUUUUUUUUAGUAUUAAUUAUGAUAGGCUGGUAGAUUGGAGACCACGAAAGAUGAAAUCUUUCCAUUGCUGAGCCUUUAUUUCCCCAGGGUCCAGAACACUGCGCCUGUGUCUUUAUCUGCUUUCCCCACCACUCAAAGAAGCCAGAAAAUGGAAACCUGGUUCAUCGUCCUCAUCUCUUUGUCCCUCUGUCUGCUAUUCAACUCCUUCUUCUCCCUUCUCAAAUCCACCGGAAAAUCCUCUCGCAGCCUUCCUCCAGGACCUCCUACCAUUCCCAUCAUCAGCAGCCUUUUAUUGCUCCUCAAAUCUUUCUCCCAACUCGAGUCUAUUAUUCAAGGCCUACGUGCCAAAUACGGUCCCAUCAUCACCAUCCGUAUCGGCUCUCGUCCUGCCAUCUUCGUCACCACUCACUCCCUCGCCCACCAAGCUCUUGUCCAAAACGGAGCUGUUUUCGCUGACCGCCCUCCUGCCCUAGCUGUCAGCAAAAUAAUUACUAGCAAUCAGCACAAUAUCAGUUCUGCCUCCUAUGGACCAACUUGGCGGCUUCUCCGCCGUAAUCUCACCUCUGAAAUCCUCCACCCUUCGCGUAUCAAGUCCUAUUCCCACGCACGCAAAUGGGUUCUGGAUAUUCUCAUCAACCGCCUCAUGUCUCAGUCAGAAAGUGGUAAGGUUGUCCACUGUGUUAAAGACCAUUUCCAGUAUGCUAUGUUCUGCUUAUUAGUUCUCAUGUGUUUCGGAGACAAGCUUGAGGAAGAGAAGAUCAAACAAGUAGAAGACGGUCAGCGUCGCAUGCUGCUGAGUUUUAAUCGUUUCAGUAUGCUGAAUUUCUGGCCAAGUUUGACGAGGAUAUUGUUUUAUAAACGCUGGGAUGAGUUCUUGCAGAUUCGAAGAGACCAAGAAAAGGUGUUGAUUCCUUUGAUCAGAGCGAGAAAGAACGCCAGGAUUGAGAAUUUAAGCAAAGAUAAAGACGAUAAAUUGGGAAAAGAAGAGUUUAUAGUAUCAUAUGUUGAUACUCUGUUGGAUUUGCAGCUUCCACAUGAGAACAGAAAGCUUGAAGAAGGGGAAAUAGUUUCUUUAUGCUCUGAAUUUCUUGAUGGAGGUACAGAUACUACAUCCACAGCCCUGCAAUGGAUCUUUGCAAAUUUAGUUAAGUACCCACAUAUUCAAGAGAAGCUUUUCAUGGAAAUUAAGGAUGUUGUGGGGGAAGAGCAAGAGGUUAAAGACGAUCAUUUGCACAGGAUGCCAUAUCUGAAAGCAGUGAUUUUGGAAGGACUAAGGCGCCACCCUCCAGGGCACUUCGUGCUGCCACAUGCUGUGACCCAAGAUACUGUUCUUGAUGGGUUUGUGGUUCCCAAAAACGGUACUAUAAAUUUCAUGGUUGCAGAGAUGGGUCGGGAUCCUAAUGUCUGGGAAGAUCCUAUGGCAUUCAAUCCUGAAAGGUUUCUGAAUACUGAGGGAGGGGAAGCAUUUGAUGUAACUGGAAGUAGGGAGAUAAAGAUGAUGCCUUUUGGGGUAGGGAGAAGGAUUUGUCCUGGAUAUGGUUUGGCAAUGCUUCAUUUGGAAUAUUUUGUGGCAAACUUGGUUUGGAAUUUCAAGUGGAUGGCUGCUGAUGGGGAUGAAGUCGAUUUGUCAGAGAAGCAAGAGUUCACUGUGGUGAUGAAAAAUCCACUAAAAGCCCAAAUAUCUCCGAGGUUGAAACCUCAGAAUUUCUGAGGAGGUUCAUUUUUAAUAAUUUAUCAAUAUCUAGACUCGUAUUAGGAAAAGAAGUACAUUUUCUUGGCUGUAUCAUGUGUCUGGAUGUAUUAUUAAUAAAGAGUAGUUUAGCUUGGAA
Hevea brasiliensis (rubber tree) is the source of this 1849-nucleotide messenger RNA. Its product is annotated as cytochrome P450 89A2. The transcript has a single exon. Lineage: Eukaryota; Viridiplantae; Streptophyta; Magnoliopsida; Malpighiales; Euphorbiaceae. Gene Ontology annotation, molecular function: heme binding; iron ion binding; oxidoreductase activity, acting on paired donors, with incorporation or reduction of molecular oxygen, NAD(P)H as one donor, and incorporation of one atom of oxygen. The coding region runs from base 169 to 1731 and encodes 520 amino acids. Gene Ontology annotation, cellular component: membrane. The record is from RefSeq and is a predicted model, not a curated record.